CUGCUUGAGGGAAAAGGGCUCAAUGCAGGAUUUGCAUGUGCCAUGCUGCUUUGCUUGCCGUGGUGUCAUGGAUCUUUUUCUGUUUCUAUGACUCGCCAGCCCCUCCUCUGGCUCCCAGCAUUUGAAGCUGAGCUCUUUGGCCAAACAGCCCUUGCUGAAAUGUCAAUACACUACCGGGACGCUGGCUCACAGGGUUCACCAUGGUUUCCAGGCUCUGCAUGGAUUUGUUUCUCUGCUUUCUGCUAGCGAUUCCUCUUUCUCUGGAUGCAGUCUUUCUCAAGCAGGAAGAGGCAAACAGCAUUUUGCAGAGGAAAAGACGAGCCAACAGCUUCUUUGAAGAGAUAAAACUGGGGUCCCUGGAGCGAGAAUGCAUGGAGGAAAAGUGUUCUUUUGAGGAAGCAAGAGAGAUUUACAAUGACAAUGAAAGGACAAAAGAGUUCUGGCACAUCUAUUCUGACCCUAACCAGUGUGACUCCAACCCCUGUCAGAACGGUGGGAGCUGUGAUGAUCAGUUUCAGGAUUAUGUGUGCCGCUGCCCCAGUGAAUACGAAGGCAAAAACUGUGAAACAGCCCUGGCCGACAAACUGAAGUGCAUUUAUGACAACGGUGACUGUGAGCAAUACUGCACUGAUGAGGGCUCUGAAACACGAAUUUGCUUCUGUGCGGAUGAUUACGCUUUGGCUAGCGAUGGCGUGUCCUGCGUUCCCCAAGUUAAAUACCCAUGUGGAAAAAUACCAGUGCUGCGAAAAAAAAAUGCAACUGGAAGAGGGAGAAUAGUAGGCGGUUUAAUCUGUCCUCCAGGUGAAUGUCCAUGGCAAGCUCUUAUAAUACAGAAUAAGAUAGAGAAAUGUGGUGGGACCCUGCUUUCCCCAGAGUGGGUGGUCACUGCAGCUCACUGUUUGGAGUUUACUCAGCAGGAGCAGCUUCGGGUGAGAUUGGGUGAACACGCAAUAAAUUAUGAUGAGAAAACUGAGCAAGAAAGUGGAGUUGCCAAGAUGAUCAUUCAUGAAGGAUACACGAACGGGCAAGUCAAUCAUGAUAUUGCCCUCCUGAGGCUCGAAACCCCUGUGAAUCUCACUGACUACGUGGUGCCCAUCUGCUUGCCUGAAAAACGCUUUGCCGUCCAUGAGCUCUCCUCCAUCAAGUUCUCCACAGUGAGUGGAUGGGGACGCCUACUCGAUGGAGGUGCCACCUCUUCUGUUCUGAUGAGAGUUGAUUUGCCACGUGUCAAGACGCAAGAAUGUGAAAAGGAGACUGAUUUAAAUAUUACAGAGAAUAUGUUCUGUGCGGGAGACCUGACUGGAGUUAAAGACUCCUGCAAAGGAGACAGUGGUGGACCUCAUGCUACGAAGUACAAAAACACUUGGUUUCUGACUGGAAUUGUCAGCUGGGGAAGAGGAUGUGCUGUUAAAGGCAGCUAUGGAGUUUACACAAGGGUAUCCAAAUACAUUGACUGGCUGAAGAAGCACAUGGAUUAAUGAUGGUGAACCGGAGCAUUUCCAGAUCAUGUUGCCACCCCUCAACCCCUCUGUGCCUUUUUCAUACUAAAGUGUUCAUUCAUUAUCUUAGAUAUGGG
Messenger RNA from Calypte anna (Anna's hummingbird), 1576 nucleotides. It is a transcript of the gene F7, whose product is annotated as coagulation factor VII. Gene Ontology annotation, cellular component: extracellular region. Gene Ontology annotation, biological process: proteolysis; blood coagulation. NCBI's taxonomy places the organism in Eukaryota, Metazoa, Chordata, Aves, Apodiformes, Trochilidae. The record is from RefSeq and is a predicted model, not a curated record. Gene Ontology annotation, molecular function: serine-type endopeptidase activity; calcium ion binding.